AUGAACGUCCAGAAACCUCUCGAUAUUCUUAUCUUCGGCACUGGAGCUGUCGGUUCUACAUUGGGGUGGAGGCUUGCCCAAAAUCCACACACUAGACUGUCCGUUGUUUGCCGUUCAAAUUAUGAAGCUGUCAGGCAACAGCCAAUUCAAAUGAGAACUAGCAUGUGGGGGAAUGGUGCUUUCAAGCCUUUCCGUGUCGUUCGUUCGACGCGUGAGCUUCCAAGCAUACCAUUUGACUACAUUGUUUGUACCAACAAGGUCAUCGCUUCGGACCGCCUUUCGUUGGCCGAUGAGCUGGCGCACGUCGUUUCCGCAAAAACAGCCCUUGUGUCAGCGCAAAAUGGCGUUGGGGUCGAAGCACCGUUGCGAAGACUAUUCCCUAGCAACACGAUCCUGUCCGCUGUAUGCUACAUCAGCUGCUUACAGCCUAUUCCUGGUGUUGUUCAACAAGUCUCCAGUAUCCGCCCUCAUGCCUUUCAUGUCGGUACAUAUCAGACUACCGAGCGCGGUCCAUCAGUGACAGAUCAACAAAGACUAAAAGAGUUCGUUGCGAUGGACGAGAAGUUCAAGGAAAUCGAUGAUGUAUGCGCUGAGCGUUGGACCAAACAGAUUUUCAAUGGAGCCUGGAACCCAAUGACCGCUAUCUCUGGUCUUGAAACUCAUCAGCUAUUAGCUUCGCCUCAUAUACGGAUGGUACAAGAACUUGCUGAAGAGACGUUUAAUGUUGCACUAAAAAUGGGUGUAAGACUUCCGAAGAACCUACCAGACAUGGCAAUCGAAUUAGCACGAGCAAACCCAUCAUUGGCGCCAUCAAUGUUGCAAGAUGUGAGGAACAGGAAACCAGUGGAGGUGGACUCACUAUGUGGCAAUGUCAUUCGGGAUGCAGAAAAGGUUAACAUCCCAGUCCCGACGGUUAGGACAGUGUAUCACACACUCUUGGAAAUGAACAAACAAAUUCGGGAUUCAACUGUGUCACGAAGGACCGAGAAUGAAAGCAAGCUACGUGUGCAGCCCGACAUCCAUAGGCUGCUAGUUGCUUGA
Messenger RNA from Plenodomus lingam JN3, 1041 nucleotides. RefSeq lists its product as uncharacterized. Gene Ontology annotation, molecular function: 2-dehydropantoate 2-reductase activity. Gene Ontology annotation, cellular component: cytoplasm. Lineage: Eukaryota; Fungi; Ascomycota; Dothideomycetes; Pleosporales; Leptosphaeriaceae. Gene Ontology annotation, biological process: pantothenate biosynthetic process. The record is from RefSeq and is a predicted model, not a curated record.